AUGUCAAAUGAGAUUCUUCCACUUUCCGUGGUAGCUAAACGUCUAGAGCAUUGUUCCGGUUAUGAGUUUCAAUGCAUAUUGAGGACUCUGAAAUCGCCAAAGUAUGUCAACCAGCAACUACUGAAGUCUGAUUUAAGUGUGCUCAUUGCGAAACUUCUCAAGUUGCUUAGGUCUAACGACGAUUACCAUGUGUGGAAAGGCUGCCACGUUGCGGCGGUUCUAUGCUCCUAUAAUCCAGUCGUGCUAUCUUCGCAUGCUGAUGGUUUACUGCAUGUGAUUUACUCCAAGGUGGAGCAAAAGGCACAGUAUUACUCAAGCACAGUUGGAACUCCUCAGGGUAAAGUUACUUUGAUAAAUCUGGUGAGAACUAUUGGGAUACUUAUGGACCUUGUAAGAGGCAAACCGGCACUGACACGAGAGGCCUUGACACCUAAACUAGGUGCCAUAAUUCCCACCCUGGUCUCUCUCUCUCAAUUUGAGCCUCAAUUAUGCUUGCCAAUAAUUAAAAAACUUCUGUUACGGUCGACAACGACUUUCAGGCCACAUAUCAAUAAGUUCCGUGCUGUGUUGCUAAAUCUGCUCUUGAAAGAUUAUCACCAUUUUGAUAAAUCGACGAGAAGACUAAUAUCCGAUUGUUUUGCAUACUUGCAUUUGAUCAAACAAAAUGUGCAAGCUAAAGAUGAUAACCAGAGUCACCAUAAGUCGUUUCAGGAUGAUAACUGGAGAAUGGGGCUACUAUCCAUUUUGUUUCAAUUUAAGCCUGUCAUUAGCUUGUGUAACGAACUUUUAGAUUUCAACGCCGAUUCUGAUAUGUCAAAGCUGGUCGAAUCUCUUCCCAAACCACCCUCAGGAACUAAUAGUUUUGAGGAAAUUUUCCCGUCUUUAUCUGUUGACAUGAACUCUCCUAUGACUUUGUGGGAUAUUGUGGAGAGAUUGAGCACUUUGGUCGACUUAACAAUAUCAUUUAUUUCUGUGCCAACUCCUUACGCAAUUCGAGUUCCAUUAGGAGGCAUCAUUUCAGUAUGUGAGACGAUGCUUGCUCUGACCACCACUUAUCUACCUUUACAACGUGGCUUACGCAGGGACGCGGAAUUGACAUCUACGAUCAAUGAUAUUUUUCCUCAAAUUCAAUGGCAAGCCAUUCGAAUGCUAAACCAUCUAACUGGCAUAUACGGCAAAUGUGUACUUGCCCAUUUACCGUCACUAAUCGCUUCUGUAGAAUCUUUCAUUCCUUUGAAACAUGGGUCAAUGACAGUUGACCUAGACAGAAUUCAAGCACUUAGAGGUGCGUUUGUUGAUGUUUUCGAAUUAGCUGCGACCUGGAUUUCUUACAUGGGGCACUCUUUCGAUGAAACCACCUUUUUUACGAAAUUGGUCGAGGUUUCACUCUGUUUGACAGAUGAUAUCAAUCCGCUGAAUGACAUGUUUGUCGUGCUCAACAGAAACUCGCGUAAACAAGCACAAACGAAGAAACAGAAGAAUGCGUCCAAAUCGUACACUGGCUCCAUGUCUGAUUUGUACUCACAUCCUAAAUCUUUCGUAUGCCGCAGCUCGUUGCGUGUGUUUAAUGCUGUUAACAAGUUUCUGAUCACAAUUUGCUCGUUUGUGAGAUUGCCAUCUAAUCAACAAAUUAAAGUUAUCAAGAAUGCCAUUAUCAUAGCUGUUAAACAAAAAGCAGAGUUGGGCUACAUUCCAAAGAGCUUUAUAAACCUUUUAAGAACUUUGGUUCUAUACCCUGGAAAUGAGCGCGUAACGAUUUUGCCCAUUGCUGUGACGCUCUUAAAAGAUUGCGGCGAUGACGUUUUCAAUGCUAUUUGUAAUCCGAGAUUGCCAAUGGGAGCUGUACAGAUUGUUGAAGAAACCCAGGCCUUGGGCGCUGAUUUGAAUAGCGCGACUAUCCAGUAUCCUGAACCUUCAAGUCCUCAAACACUUGAAUCUAGUGAACAUGCCGAGGUUGAUGUCAAUAAAGGUAGUGAAUUGGAACAUUCUAUGAAGUGUGAUGUUCAGGAAGAUAUUCAAAUGACUGAAGAGGAAACAAAAGCAACUGGUAUAGUGACUGUUGACAAAAUCACGACCGAUACAACAAAAAUAUUUAAGAAAAGAGUUAUUGAAUCUGAGGAAUCAAACGAGCAUCCGGCUGCCAAGCAGCUUAAGAUCAGCGAACCUGAAGAAGUCACAAAUACUGUUAAAGAAGUCAUCUUAGAAACAGAUUUGCCCGCUAGUACCUCAUAUCAGAAGGGCGGACCAGAGGAUGGGGAUGAGGAUGAUGAUUCUGAAUUUGAAAUCCCUGCUAUUGAAUUGAGCGAGGAUGAAGAUGAUUAG
Lachancea fermentati is the source of this 2322-nucleotide messenger RNA. The record is from the annotation of a GenBank genome assembly. Lineage: Eukaryota; Fungi; Ascomycota; Saccharomycetes; Saccharomycetales; Saccharomycetaceae.